This is a messenger RNA of Limanda limanda (common dab), 1332 nucleotides long. RefSeq names its product tripartite motif-containing protein 16-like. Lineage: Eukaryota; Metazoa; Chordata; Actinopteri; Pleuronectiformes; Pleuronectidae. The transcript has 4 exons. Gene Ontology annotation, molecular function: zinc ion binding; protein binding. The record is from RefSeq and is a predicted model, not a curated record. Bases 1 to 1332 code for a protein of 443 amino acids.
AUGUUGUCCUCCCGACGCUCUUCUUCUUCCUGUUUACUCAUGACGCAGAGUUACCGCCCCCUAGUGCAGCGGAGAGGAACUGCUCCUGCUGAUCAAUGCUAUGCUGGACUUGAAUAUGUGGCCUGUGAUGUCUGCACUGGGAGAAAACUGAAAUCUAUCAAGUCCUGUUUGAAUUGUUUUGCCUCUUAUUGUGAGAAACACCUCCAGCCUCAUCUUCAGUCAGCUGCAUUGAAGAAGCACAAGCUGGUGAAGCCCCAGAUAAACAUCUGCUCUCGCCACGACGAGGUGAAGAAGAUGUUCUGCCGCACAGAUCAGCAGUGUAUCUGUUAUCUCUGCUCUGUGGAGGAACAUAAAGACCACGACACAGUUUCAGCUGCAGCAGAAAGGACUGAGAUCCAGCAGAGAGUCCAGGACACAGAGAAAGACGUGAAGCUGCUUCAACAGGAGGAGGAGGCCGUCAAUGGCUCUGCUGAUAAAGCAGUAAAGGACAGUGAGGAGAUCUUCACUGAGAUGAUCCAUCUGCUGGAGAAAAGAAGCUCUGAUGUGGAGCAGCACAUCAGAUCCCAGCUGAAGAACUUUGAGGACGUGACAGCAGCAGUGUCACAGGUCAGAGGUCGACUACAGGACAUUCUGAGUGAGACAGAGGGAGGGACAGAGAUUUUACAGAUUGUGUCUCAAGUGGAUGUUUUAUUGCGACAACCAGAGACCAGAGGUGACUUCUUAAAAUAUUCACAGGAAAUCACACUGGAUCCAAACACAGCACACAGACAGCUGUUAUUAUCUGAGGGAAACAGAAAAGUAACAUAUAUGAGAGAAGAUCAGUCUCAUUCUGAUCACCCAGACAGAUUCACUGUUUGGGAGCAGGUCCUGAGUAGAGAGAGUCUGACUGGACGUUGUUACUGGGAGGUGGAGGUGGGGGGGGGAGGAGAAAUUGCUGUAGCAGUCACAUACAAGAAUAUCAGCAGAGCAGGAUACUCAUAUAAUUGUAGAUUUGGAUUCAAUGACAAAUCUUGGAUGUUAUAUUGUGAUGGAAACAGUUAUAUCAUUUGUUACAACAGCAUCAAGACUCCAGUGUCAGGUCCUGUGUCCUCCAGAGUAGGAGUGUACCUGGAUCACAGUGCAGGUGUUCUGUCCUUCUACAGCGUCUCUCACACCAUGACUCUCCUCCACAGAGUCCAGACCACAUCCACUCAGCCUCUCUAUGCUGGGGUUUAUGUCCUGAGGAAACAGCACGCAGCUGCGGGAUCGGGACUCACGCACGUUCACGGUAAACACGCGUCACUGCUGUUUUUAACGAUUUCUAACGUGAACGGAACCGGUGCGUCGCGAUGA